AUGAAGCGCCCAUGUGCGAAGAAGCACCUGAAGAAGCCCGCUGCGACCACACGCUGGAAAUGCAAAGCGAGCUUGAGCAGAAGUUCGCUGGAUAGAGAUGGUGUGAAGGAGGAGAUCCGCAAGUGGGCUUCUCAGGUCUUGGAGCUGAUCGCCACCGACGCGGACAAGCACACGAUGGAUCGUGUGUACGGAGGGCGCAAGGAUUCGCUCUUGGCCGGUCACAAGAUGUUCAUCCAGGAGUACUUGGGACAGAAUACCUCUUAUCGCAUGCAGCAGCUGGUUGAGAUGUUGCGAGAGAAGUUUCCAGACCUCGAGGUCACAGACAAGUUGGAGACAAAGUUGAAGACAUACAUUGACAAUUGGAAGAAGCGGCAUCGCCAGGAUGCCCGCGUGGCCAAGCGUGAGGACUGGGUGACGGCUGAUUUCCAGUGCUUGGUGCGGGAGCUUCCGGCUUUGGAAGAUGCUGUUGUCUCUGACGAGCUGGUGUUGGUGGAUCACAGAAUAGAUGAGCAAUUAUGCCUGGUCUUUGCGUGUCCGAAGCUGGUGCAAGAGACUGCAAAGAGAGUGGCGAAUUGGCAGUGGCUGAAAGUGUGCGCCGAUGGAACGUACAGAAUGGUUCAAGGAGACUAUGUGGUUGUGUCGGCAGGGUUUCUGUCCAAGACCUUUGGCAGACAUGCGCACCCUGGCGAGCCUGAGGAAGGAUUCACGACGCAGUUCAAUGAGUUGGUGCUGGCCAUUGCGCAUAAGGAGAACACAGAAGUGUAUUCGUUGCUCUUCUCUGCUUUGGUGAACGUGGUGGCUCAGUUCGGUGAG
Messenger RNA from Durusdinium trenchii, 813 nucleotides. The record is from the annotation of a GenBank genome assembly. Lineage: Eukaryota; Dinophyceae; Suessiales; Symbiodiniaceae.